This is a messenger RNA of Phymastichus coffea, 1708 nucleotides long. RefSeq names its product phospholipid phosphatase 5. Lineage: Eukaryota; Metazoa; Arthropoda; Insecta; Hymenoptera; Eulophidae. The transcript has 6 exons. Bases 214 to 1008 code for a protein of 264 amino acids. The record is from RefSeq and is a predicted model, not a curated record. Gene Ontology annotation, biological process: phospholipid metabolic process. Gene Ontology annotation, molecular function: phosphatidate phosphatase activity.
AUUUUUCAAAGUUUUCCGCCAGCAGCAGAUGUACGCGCAUGAGUCGUUGCCAGUGGCGCGCAGCUACGUAAUCAAGUAUCAAACAAUCGUUGUUCAGUUAUAUAUACAGCUGUUCUCUCUCGCGUGUCCGAGUGAGACCUGACAUGGGCUGAUCUUGCCCCUUCGUCGAAUUGCAGUAGUAAGGAACAUGCCAUCGUCGGCUCCGACUCGGCUAUGACCACAGUGUAUUCCUCGAACAUGCUACUGGAGAUUCUGUUUCGUGUAUUCCUGGCGAUCGUCAAUAUAGAGCUGGAACAUGCAGAACCUUUCAACAGAAAAAUUCAUGAAAAUGAAUUGUGGUUGUAUAAAAAUCCUCGCGUCGAGUCCUAUGUACCUGCUUCAACACUAUGGGCGGUGAUAAUUAUUGUUCCCUUAGCUGUAAUUCUACUUAUAAUGUUACUACAAAAAGAGAAAGGUGACUUUUCUCAGGCUGUGCUGUCAUUCACUUUAUCAUUAGGAUUUACUGGAGUCUUAACUAACAUAUUGAAAAUAAUUGUGGGAAGGCCAAGGCCAGAUUACUUUUAUAGGUGUUUUCCAGACGGCCAGGUGAAUUUUGAAUUUGAAUGUACAGGAGACCCAUCAGUGAUAAGAGAUGGAAAGAAGUCAUUUCCCAGUGGACAUUCCUCACUGGCGUUCGCGAGUUUUGGCUUCGUAGCAUUGUAUUUAGCCGGUAAACUUCAUACUUUCAGCUGGAAUGGUAAAGGACAAUCAUGGAAAUUAUUCCUGUUUGUGCUUCCCCUUGGCACGGCACUAGCAAUAGCUGUCAGUCGCACCUGUGAUUAUCAUCAUCAUUGGCAAGAUGUUAUGAUUGGUUCAGCACUGGGUUUUGUAUUAACAUUCCUGUGUUACCGACACUAUUAUCCACCCUUGGAUUCUUUAGUCUGUCACAAACCAUACGCGUCUCUUAUGAACCAAGUGGAGCACAAGGAAUUAAAAACCACAAGGAUAGAAUUAAAUAAGUGGACAUGAAAUUGCAUCUAUUCGAGCACCAAACAAAAAUCCUAAUUGAUGUUUUCCUAAUUCUUGUACAUAAAUGUGAUUAUAAUUUCCAAAGUAUUUUUAUUAUUUAAAAUGAAUACACAUAUUUUGUACAUACAAAAAUAAAUGUGAUUCGAUAUAUUAUUUCCAAUAUAUCGAAGAUUUUAACAUAUCCAUAGUUGUUUGUUUUCUAUACAUGAACUAUGCACUUUUCUGUUUUCAUCAUUUUAAGAAUUCAUAAUUUCACUUUAAACUGAAUCAUUUCUUCUUACUACAAAAGGGGCUUCAAUUGAAUUUCUAUAUGAGUUGGUAAACGCAACAUUAAAAAAUUAUCACAUUAAAAUCAUUAUUAAUCAUAAUUCAUAACGUUAAAUGAUUUGAAAUUAAUAAUUUAAAUUGAAAAUAAAAAGGAUUAAUAAAUGUAUGAGAUAUUGAUCAUUUCUACUAGUAUCAUUUUAUAUUAUUAAAAAAGUUAAUAUAAGCAAGAAAACGUCAUAUGCUAUAUGUCAAUAUUCUUUACAAAGAAAUUUAAUCUUAAAAUUUGUUAUCACACGUGUCGUAAUAAUCACGUUGUACAUUGUGCGAUCAUUAUUAAUAAAAUUACCAUUACUCUAUCAAACAUAAAAUAAAUAAAAUAAAAUUGAAACAAUGAACGCUACUUACACAUAGAGGAAAAGAUCCUAUUGAAUUC